Molecule: messenger RNA, 2091 nt
Organism: Lethenteron reissneri (Far Eastern brook lamprey)
Lineage: Eukaryota; Metazoa; Chordata; Hyperoartia; Petromyzontiformes; Petromyzontidae
Gene: MGME1
Product: mitochondrial genome maintenance exonuclease 1
Biological process (GO): mitochondrial DNA replication
Cellular component (GO): mitochondrion
Molecular function (GO): single-stranded DNA exodeoxyribonuclease activity
Source: RefSeq, a predicted model, not a curated record
UGGGUUCACGAGGCGUGCCGGGGGUCAUGCGUCGCCACGUGUUUGCGUGGUCCACGUGCUUCGCAUCUUCUACCGCGAAUCUUUGAGUCGGUCGCUUGCAGCUUCGAACACACAAACGUGUUCUUUUGUUCCAACGUCUAACACAAAAUGCGUCUCGCGACGUGUAAUGUACAGCAGCGAUCUAUUUUGUCUUGUUUAUUUGACCGCUUUGCACAGCUGUGGAUGACAUAACAACACCGCGUCCUGUGCCACUGCGUGUAACACCCAUCGACUUACCGAGGGCUCGCGUGAGCCAGUAUUUAACCCUUCAUGUAACGAGACACAGACCUCCACACUUCAUCAGGCGCACGUUCAACCUCCAGCCAACGUGGCUCAAGAGAUUAAACAGCUGUACACUGUGCAACGGGAGAUUCUCAACCGAGUGCGCCCAGCGGAGAACCCGGCUGCGGUGUAAAUCCACCGUGACACCCGGAGAAGAGAAGCCACACAACUACAGGUGGAAGACGAGGAGACGGCGAGGGAUGAUGUUCGUUUUAUCCAAAGCGCAUCGCCGCCUGUGGCGUCUCUUCGCCUCGCCCACCUCUUCCUCCUCCUCCACGUGCGGUUACAGCAGCAGCAGAAAGAAGGUCGCCGCCUCUCCGUCUCGUUACGCGAGCGCCGAGACGGAACGGCUGCAGCUCGAGUACCAGGGCCUGGUGCAGGACCUCGUGAGCGCGAGAUGCGCACAGGGGAGCGCCUCCCCAACUCAGCGCCGAGCGUCUUCGAGGUCUCCCGUCAUUCGCUUUCGGUCACCUGUCGACGAGCAGCGGGAAGCGCCCGAGGUCCCCUUCCCGUUCCUCAACGACGAGCGUCAUCAAGAUGAGGGUGGUGAUGAUGAUGGUAAUGAGGAGGAGGUGGUGGUGGUGGCCCCGGCUCCUCUGCGGGUCGAGGGGCCGCGUGCGGGAGGUCUCGCGAGCGUGACGCGAGUCCUGCAGGACACCAUGCCCCUGCAGCAGCGCUACGUGCUCGAGAGGUGGAAGCGGCGCAUGGUUCUGGAGCUCGGCAAAGAGGGCUUUGACCGCUACUCGCUCGGCGUGCUCCGGCAGGGCCGCAAGCUGCACGCCGUCAUCCAAGAAGCCCUGACACAGCGCCUGUCGAACCCCGGCGCGGACCUGGAGCUGGCGCCGGUGGUGGAGGAAGCGGCGUUCGCGGGCGAGGAAGAGUCGAAGGAAGACGACGAGCUGCUGCGGGGCUACGCGCGGAGCGUGCAGCCCGUCCUGGCGGACCUGGGGCGUGUUCGCGCCGUCGAGGGGAAGGUGCAGCACGCGCGGCUCCAGUACAUGGGCCACAUCGACUGCCUGGCCGAGUACAGAGGCCAGCUCUGCCUGAUCGACUGGAAGACGUCCGAAAAGCCCAAGCCCAAGCUGCGAGACACGUACGACAACCCGCUGCAGGUGGUGGCCUACGCCGGGGCAGUCAAUUAUGACGCGAACUACGCCCCCCUGCAGGUGGAGAAGGGCAUGGUGGUGGUGGCUUACAGGGACGGCUCGCCGGCGCACACGCACCUGCUGGAUCCGCGGCUCUGCCUGGAGUACUGGCAGCGCUGGCUGCUGCGUCUGCAGGAGUUCCACUCCCGCGCGAGAGAGGGACAUCCGAAACGGACGAAGCUGUAAUGCAGGAGGAUUGUCCGCGCAUAGCCGUGUAUACGUGACAGGCUGUUGCGGCAAGUGCUAUCGGCGAGCACAGGUGCGCGCGCACACAAACGCACCGUUUGAGAAACCUGUCCAAUAUUUCAACUGUCACGCCUGGACAUUGAACCGAUGACGUUCUGUACUGCGAGUCCAGCGUUCUAACCUAUGUACAUAAAAACAUUUCGACAAAGGCUUGUACAAUAGCAGUCGCAAAUUAAACCCUACUGCCUUUGUACCCGUACAUGUGUACUUGAAUAUUUAGUAUUUUGUAUCUUCAAUGCUUUUUUUUAUGGAUUUAAGAAAGACGAGUGUCAUUUUGAACAAUCCAAGCAACUCAACUUGACGCCUUUGUAAAUGUUUGAAAUGGUCACGAAGUGGAGAGUUGUUUAAAUAAAAGAAAAUAAACGAUGUUUAAUACGAA